Molecule: messenger RNA, 601 nt
Organism: Panicum virgatum (switchgrass)
Lineage: Eukaryota; Viridiplantae; Streptophyta; Magnoliopsida; Poales; Poaceae
Exons: 2
Coding region: 37-561 (174 amino acids)
Source: RefSeq, a predicted model, not a curated record
AGUAGGAUCACGGAGUUGGAAUGGGUUUAGACUAGAAUGGCAGAACUCGAGCGGGUCAUACCCGAGGUUGCCAGGCGGGCCGAAGGAGUGUACCAGGAGUACAAGAAGGCUCUUGGUGCCCUUGGAGCUGAGCCUUUGCCCUUGCCUAAGCCGGUCGAAGGUCUUCAAGUUUUCUUUUUGCUUUUGGACUGGUUGAAGUCGGAAUUUGAGGGCCUUGGCGAGGUGAUGAGCGUGGCAAAUGACAACGCGGCCUCUGUUUCCUUCGAGGGGCUUGUUGGAAAUCUUCUUCGUGUCGGUGCAGUUGAUCUUGCCCGACUGGAUGGUUUUCAAUAUGUACCGUACGAAGGUUUGGCGGUGGAGGUGGCAAAAAUUCAAGAGUUGAAGGCUUCUUUUUUUGAGUGUUUCUGGGAAACUUCUGGCAAGGUUGCUGUUCGGACUCUGGCUGCCGCAGCUGCUGAGGAGGCAUCUCCUGAUUGUCCUUCGGAGGAUAAUCGAAUGUCCGAGGAUCAGAGAUCUCCUUCGGGGAUUGGUGCCGCUGGUUCUUCCGGGGCACAGGUCUAAAGAUUAGCUUGUGGGGAUUUGUUUCUAGGACUUGUAUUUU